Molecule: messenger RNA, 2424 nt
Organism: Postia placenta MAD-698-R-SB12
Lineage: Eukaryota; Fungi; Basidiomycota; Agaricomycetes; Polyporales; Adustoporiaceae
Exons: 13
Coding region: 1-2424 (807 amino acids)
Source: RefSeq, a predicted model, not a curated record
AUGGGACCAGAUGGUGCUUUUCGCUUGCGGAAGGUUUACCGUCGCUACUUCUACGCGAAGGUGGAUAUCAUCGAAUGCCUUACCGGCAUGGGCUUUGAGAAGGGGUUCCUGCGAAGAAAACGUUGUGGUCGCGGUCUCCAAAGCAAAAAUGAAGCCUCAAUUGGAAGUCCGCACAACUCGCCGCAUACACAUAGAGCGUCGGGCGGGUAUAUGAUCACUGCCACUCCUGCGCAGCUAUGGCGGUCAAGACAACCAUACACAAUGGGUGGUGGUAAUCGGCCAGGCCUCCUCGUCUCCAUGGGUGGAGUCUUGUUUGCCGACGCAGCACAGAGCAGAAAGAGCGUGUAUCACAUUUUCGAGGCGCGCAGCGGAAGUGGGUGUACGGCAGCUGUGGCGGACAAGCCCGGAAAGGCAGCCCAAUGGUGCGAGCACGCAGGCAAGACGGAAGUCAGAAUAUCCACAUACUGGAACACGCGGUCCCCAACCCGCUGCCCAGUGCGCGCUGCGAGCUGGGAACACGUCAGAGCGUCCAUUUCCCCGCCUUCUCGUCGGAGAACGACCGUAGCGGAGCACAUGAGCAAGAGCGGGCUGCUUUGUCGCCGUGCCUUCUACUGGUCGCGAGCUCCACCCACGCCGGACGCUGCUGCUGCGCGUCUUCGCACUGGCGCUAAAGCGCAAGACGGCCGAAGCAGCGGGAAAGGACGGACCUUCGCGGCAGCAGACCAUCGCGCACCUACCUGCAGGGCGGCCUUGCGCAGAGCUGCGGCGUUAGAUCAAUCGAGUGGCGCGGACGAGAUAGGAGAACAUGAGAGCAGGCUUGAAUCGGAGAACCCCACCGAACGCGGCGCCGUGCGGGAUUGCGGCAGGGCUACUCCGCGCCGGGCAUGCGCCGAACUCGUACACUCCUGUCGGCGGGCGAUCACUGAUCAGGCACGCCGAUCGCCCGCUGGGUGGGGAUGCGCGGAAGUAAAGGGGACGAGUGCCAGUUGGCUUGCUUUGGUCUCCGCCCCUGUGGCGGCGAGCGUGUGGCGGCGACUGUGCGGACCGGCGUUUGGUACAGGCACCCCAGGCGAGUGGGAUAUGAUGAGUAUGCCAAGUGACAUGCAGUCUGAUAAAGUGUGGGCGCGUGACAGCGGGGUGACUUACUCAGAGGAACACACGGGCGCGUGGGCGCUGUGUGCGAGCAUGUGCGCAUACGUACGGUCGUCGUGCGCAUACGAGUGGGAGUGGGCCCGCAGUCGUGUCCGGCCUGCAACGUCCGCGUGUGCGCGCACCGGAGCCCACGAGGUGGUGGCGUUGGCGCGUGGAACGAGGUCGCACAUCCAGACAAAGUCGGCAUCUAGCGGUGGGAGUGGACAAGUGGGGGCGGGCGAGCGGAGGCAUGCGGGCGGACACUAUCCCUCGACGCUCCCACCUGCCCGCCCGAGCGCGGGCACAAGUCCGCCAGACCCCACACCCAGCUGGUUCAAUGCAACAGCGAUCCGUCGCGCUCCGCAGCGUCCCCGCCUGCUCUCCGACAAGCGUCAUCGGGCUUGGUAUUGCGAUCGGAGGAAUACGAGGGGAGGGAAGCGCGAAGCCAGGCCAGGCGCGGAGGCACAUCCGCGCCGCAGUCUAGAACUGCUGAGAUGCGUCGUAGAUUGGGAUUUGGGUACCCGUGGCUGGGCCCCGCGCGCUCCCACACGCUAUCUUGUGGGGAUCUGCUUGAAUCGGAAGAUAAGUGGUCAGUGGGCUGUGCAUGCGGGCCGAGGCGAGGGAGGAUGGGGCGAGGCGGGGAAAGGCAAGAUGGAUCUCGUGUUCAUCGAGAUGCGCAUGCGGGCGCAGCCAUUGGCUGCGCUAUUAAUGCCCGCCCGAGUCCACGCUUGCGAUCGGGCGAAUUUGGUUAUCGACACGGGUACCAAGAUUGAGUACGCUAUGUGGAUAUCCAGGGCGCCUGGAUGUGGUCACCGCACCGUGGACAUGCGUGCAAGGUAUGGCUUGUCACGCGCAACGGACGACAGGCCCUUGGAUUCGCGGCGUCCAAAAGCUGGACCGUAUGGUGCCCAGCUGGGCGAUCCAUGGUCAUCGGCUGCGUCACCUCCGGGAGUAUGCAAGCAUACUGUAAUCAAGGCAGUCACAGAUCCUUGGGGACUGGGAAGCGUUAAGAACAUGGCCGGAGGAUUGGUCAUGGGCUUCAUGAGUCAGAUACGGCGCAGAGGCUGGGAGCUGACUGAGACCGAUGUGAGCUUGCAAAGACAGACUACAGAAAAUGGUUGGGAAGAUUGCGGACGUGCAUGGAGCGAGCUGGAGGGCUGGACAGUGACGCCACACGAAGUACUUGUUCUGGAUACGGAAGGCAGACCAACCGAAUCGGGACGAGAAAACCGAAUUCGGAGGGCCAAAUCGGCCGGUGCGAGGGGAGCGGAGAGGGAGAGCUGCGGGCUCUGA